AUGAACUCGGUCCCGGUAUUCAGGUUUUCACAGCUGUCCUUCGGCGUCGCCCGGACAAGCAUACGGCAUGGCCACACGCGGUCGCGCCGCCGGACACCGCAGCCCGAGCUCGCCAACUUCGAGCCGGGGCACGGCGAGCAGAUCUGGGUCUACAGCCACCUGACCUCGAACCAGGUCAUCUACUCGCACUCGAAGCAGCUCGACUCCAACCGCGCCCUCCGUCAACUCCCCUUCAACGGCAAAAAGACCAAGCCUGCGAAGCUCCGCCGCGACUACUGGCAACCCAUGGCACUUAUCCAGCUGCCCGCCGGCGCCGGCGCGGCAGGCCAGUCAGUCUUCCAGAAGCUCCGCGAAUUCCGCCGCCUGCACGAGCUCUGCUGGGACGAAUCCCUCCGCUUCACCAAGAACACGGACACCUUCACGGGCAUCACAAAGACGCGCGUCCGCAACCGCCACGAGCGCGGCGUCGCCCUCAACGACCAGCGCGCCAACUCCAUCGCCGACAUGGCCGCCGUCCUUUCUGGCGUCGGCAGGGGAAGCCGGCUGCACGUGAGCCCGCAGGAGAAGAAGGCCGUCCUCGAGGAGGGUCAGAAGUUGGUGGGCCGGAAAUGGUCCCAGGAGCCGCCGCCGCCGACGGCAACGACCGCGGGCAAAAAGGGAGCGGCCGAGGAUGCGAUCAAGGUCGCCGAGGGCCCCGACGAGCUGUUGCCCGCAACGAUAUACUGGGCCAACGAGGCUGACCGCAACUUUGCGGAACGGUGGUCCGACAACGUUACGCACGACGUGUUUGAGGAUGUCAAAUCUCUACUGGCAGAGAACCAGUUCACGGAGGCCGUUGAGGAGGCUGAGAGCAAGGCUUGA
Messenger RNA from Colletotrichum spaethianum, 861 nucleotides. RefSeq lists its product as uncharacterized. The record is from RefSeq and is a predicted model, not a curated record. Lineage: Eukaryota; Fungi; Ascomycota; Sordariomycetes; Glomerellales; Glomerellaceae. Gene Ontology annotation, molecular function: structural constituent of ribosome; single-stranded DNA binding; DNA strand exchange activity. The transcript has 2 exons. Gene Ontology annotation, cellular component: nucleus; mitochondrial large ribosomal subunit. Gene Ontology annotation, biological process: positive regulation of mitochondrial DNA replication; DNA recombination. Bases 1 to 861 code for a protein of 286 amino acids.